GUGACAUACAUGCAGAUGAUAAACAUGUUGGAGCAGCUCAAAAAUCUCAAAACGGAAUUAGACUCUGCUAAAAUCCCCUCAUCAAGAAGGGGAAAAAGUGGAAAACUCCAGAACCACAGACAAAAGGUUCACGAGAGGACCUCACCUUUGACGUCCAGUUUGAAGGGAUGGAAUGGCAAGAAUUAACAACUUACCUCCUGAACUUCGCAAAGGAGAAUUUUGCAGAGGUCCCUGAGAUCGCUAGACAUAUCACCGAGAACGUCACCGAGACGAUCAACGUUAUAAAGAAAAUAGAACAAGAAAUGGAGAGGAUGAAAACGGAGAUCACAAAUAAGUCAACACUGAUCGAGAAAUUACAGAAGAGCAAAAGCGCUAGCGAAGACGGGGAAGCAAAGGGACCAUCCCCUUCAGACUUACAGUUGAAGAAAGGCUCAAAGAAUUUUGCUCAACCGAUGAAGAAGGGUUGGAGUGACGUGGAGGAGAGGAAAGCAGAACCGGGUACCCUCGCUACCAUAUCUCUCGGGGGAUUUUCCGUCUUAGGUGCAGAACAAAUGAGCGGAGGGCUGAGACCAUAUUCGACGUCACAGCACGUGAAGAAACCAGGAGACCAGUCUCGUGAAAACAGUGUGGACAUCCCUGUACCGCAGCGGGACUCGAUCGUACCUGAUGAAGAAAGUACAACGAAAAUGGAGCCGGCAGAGCUACAGAAGUUGUUGCGAGCUCACAUCGGUAUCAGCAUCAAUCACAUCAAGACCGUAUCGAGGGAGCUGAUGAGGUUGAGGAAGGCUGCUCGACGCGAUAUUGAGACGAUCAAGAGUAAGGAAAUGGAUGUCCACGAGGUGGAACAAAAGUUAAGAGAACUUAUGGGUGUGGUAAACCCAAGCUCAAGCCAGUUGCCAGAAGUGAAGAAAACAGAUGAUGCCAUCCUUUUACGAAGUCGUGCCCCUGGGACGCACACGUGUAACUACUGUGAAUGCCACAAGAAGACCACCAAGACCACUGUCGUGGCCAGAGCGGACUCCACGACUAACAUGGAGGAGGUCAGCAAACACUGUUCACGGUAUCUUCAGAUGUUGGGAGAGACCGAGCAGGUCUUCCAGAGAGCUUUCCAUCGCCUAGAGGACAUCAUGAGAGAGCUCCAGCUCUGUCAGUCUAACACAAUGUGGAAGGAAGGAACUCUUUCCGAGCUUUCAAUGCUCAAUCCGGCGAAUGACAAUGAGAUACUGGAGCAGGUCAGCAAUGCUCAGGACAUUCCAGAAACGACACAGGACUUGAUUCAGCAUGCCAACAACUGCUUCAAACUCCUUCGCAUCUUCUACAAGGACCUGGAAUUCCUCAUACAACUGUCCGGAAGAUGUGUUGCUGAAGUCGCAGAACAGGACGAACGUCUGAGGGAACAGAACACCUUGCUGGGUUGCGUCAAAGACCUGUUUGAUCGAAAAGGACUGGACUUUGCCAGACUUAAGUUCAGCGAAAACCAGUUACAGACAAUGGAUAUGCUGGCGGGCCUGGUGUGUCCUUACUGCUAUUGUCCUAAUGAGGAUCGGCUGAGCGAUGACUCGACAAAGGAGAAGCCCAGUCGUCUGGCGAAAGACGAAAUACUUUCUUCACUGCAGAAGGGAGAUUCUGUCAAGACAAAGAUCGACGUCAUGGCAGAUGCUCUUGGUUCGAUCCUGAAAGAAGUUGACAAGAAUGCAGAAAAUCAGGCGAGCCAGAGUAAAGAGGAGGAGAAGGCGCGGAAAGAGGCGCUAGAGGCCAUGAGGGAGGCACGCAGCUGGCUGGAAAAGGCCUCGCAACGGGCGCCCUUUCUUCAGAUCAAGGCGAGAGGCCCGGAAGCAAAUGACGUCAUUUGUCUCAAGUCGCUGACUACAACUAACGUCAUAGCGCCUGACGUCACUCGUAAGGAUUCCCAUGAGAGAGGGAUGCGCGUGGACCUGGCCGGGGAUCAGGAUGGUGAAAGAGGGGAGAUGUCGAAGGGAGAGAGGCUGCUCGUCACGAGGUCACCAAGAGAAGGGAAGAACUCCACAGGAAAGGAGCAGGUAUUCCACGACAGUGUGAUCCACGUCCCGGAGUCUUGCCCCUCGCCAACUAAGGACAGAAUACGACGAUUGUCGACUAUAGGAGUGAAAGAACAGAAAGAAAAGCCUACAAAUGGGAAGGAAGCAGACGGCCCAAAACAGACUGCCUCCAAAAGUAGACAAUCGACGAAUUUCGUGUCAAGCUCAGCAGCAACCAGUUUUAUGACAACUCCUGAAUCUCAGGUUAAAGGCAAUAGGGAACAGAGCGAGGUAUCAGAGUCCAAAGCCAUGCCUGUGGACGAAGGCACAGCCGAAGCUGAAGUAAGGCAGAAGGACGGCAAGGAAGAAGGCAACGUGGACAUCAAAGCAGAGGUCAAAGGACAAAUCGGAGUUCUUAGAUAAUCCGGUAAAAACUGCGACAGAAACCCAGCACGACACCGACACAACAUUCAGCAAAGCGAAUUCUGGUGCAGCUGCAAAGAGAAAGUCCUCGUUCGUUGCAAGUACCGACAAAGCUGCAAAGUCAAAGGGUAAAGGUCAGAAGAAAAGCACAAAAAUGAGAACAAGCUACAGUCCUGAGGUAGGGAGGGAGGGAGAAGUGGAGGACGGCCAAUCAGUAUCAGACAGCCUCGACGUUAGCAAUUCUAAGGAUAUGAUGUCGACGCAAGGAAAGCUUGAACAAGAAGAUGGGCAGCAGGGGAUCCAGAAAGAAGAAUGGCUACCCAAGCAGACGAAGUUUGAUAGUGGCAUCCUGGAAAAUGGCAUUCAAGGUGAAGUAGGUCGCGCUGUCAAGGACGUCUCCGAUUAUUUUGCGUGCUCCAGUCUUCCUCGAGACUCAUCCAAGUCCGACCAGACUUAGAAGAGGAGACAUUGCGUCGCUACGCUGAGGUGACGUUUGAUGACCCAUUGAUUCCCCUGAGAGAGAGGAAAGAAUAUGACGCACCAACUCCGGAAUAUCCACAGAGUAAACUAAAGCAAACAUCGUGGAAAGCCUUAACCCGGAAAGUAAAAGUUGGUGAGUCGCAGCGUAGCUUAAAAGACAUUGCAGAUGAAAUGGAGGAAUCUCUCGUCAAAAGUAAACUAAAGCCCGAGCUGACGUUGUACGGCAAAAGGACACAGCCAAGGACAUCGUACCUUUCACCAUUGACGACUCAGAGCAUCAAGCAUCGAGUCCAUGACACGCUCGCCCACAAGUCAUCUGACCCCAUCAGACUUUCUGAGCAUGACAGACUGAGAGCUAAGACAAAGUCGCCAAUACCUGGUUCAGAGGAAAGUAAUGUCCUUGCGACGGGUCUGCUAAGAAACCUUCAACCUAUCAGUACAGCAAGAGACUACUACGGACCAGCAAAGGUGGAAGCACCGAUGAAAAAGAUUAUCAAAAUGCCGAGUAUAGUCGAAACAAUUCUUGAGGAGGACGGUUUCAUGUCCUUUGGCAUGGGGACUCAGCCCCCAACUACAAGCCCGACUGGUAGAGGCAGAGAAAAAUGUAGAGAAAACAAUGACCCGAACCUUGAAGGCGAUGACCGCAUGACCAUCUGGAAAGUCCUUGGAUUAAAUUCCACUCCAACUAAAAAGCCUAUCAGGAUGAAUACACUAAAGCAACGAGCUCUAGGAACGUUCCGCCACGAUUCUCUCUCCUCCAGCAAAGGUGAAUCUUGGGGUAAAGUUGGCGACCCACUCUCAGAUACUGCCAGAUCAACGGUCGCUGGUGUGGGGCAAGCUUCUCCUGAGAUUUAUGUCUCAGAAGACCUCAUCUUAAAUAUUCGAAAAAUGCAGGAAGACCAGCCCCUGCCUCCACUGAAGGGACAGUUCCUUCACAACAAAUCGACUUUUCUUUCGCUCUCAGAUCCCCACCAGAGGAAUACGAUCAUGGAAGAGUCAGAUGCAUGGACACUGUCAAGAAUCCUUGAGACAGAAGAAGAAGAUAGGAAACGUUCACACGCCCCACGCCUCCCGUUACAUAAGUAUAGGGGGCCCUCUCUGUCACGAAAGGUACAAAUACCAGCGAGAAAGUCCAGACUAAGUCCUACCAUGACUUCGUCAGAGGAAAGCUUGCUGUGUCUUCUGUGCUACUGUAAUAGUCAGAGAGUUGGAGAGGACGAACGCCAGAGUCUGCUUAGUCGCGAAGGCAAACUUUCUACGUCCAGCCCAUUGCAGAACACCCCAGAAUCCUGUCUCUGUUCCCUGGUGCCUUUCAGCUCGGGUACGUUUCCGUACUACCAUCUAGGUUACAGUCUACAUUUUGCACAAGCUUUGUGUGGUUUUGGUAAGAAAAAGCAUACACCAAAAGAAUCAUCACAUAAUUCCCUUUUUGGUCACCUUUACAAGCCACCUGCAGCACUUCACCUCGGAGAUCCGCAUCGGCAUGAUCUUUGUGUCAGGAAUUCUGCUCUUAGAACAAACUGGAAUUAUCAUCAUGCCAUAAUUGACCCACAGUUGAUUGUGAAACAUGACUCUGAUGUUCUGCCAGAGAAAGAGUGGGAAUGUAGCGCCUUACAGCACACUGCAGAUGACCUGGUCAGACACGACUGACACCGAGCAUAGGACUGGUCAGCAAACCUUCAUUUCCAGUGACUGUGCCUAUUUGGGGAAAAAGAUUGAUGCUUUCUGUGCACUUCUACCAUCCUCUUAAAGAUUAGCAUCAGGAAUAGGACGUUCUAGUGCCGUAAUCCACACCCACAGAAACUUGACCACCUACAAGCUGCCUCCACUGAGGUUGCCAACACAAGGAAGCCUGCAGCUGGUCCUGUGAGACUAACUUCUCUUCCCUGAACUGGUACGAAGCCUUUCAUUUUAGCAUACCUGAGUUCUUUGAUGGCUUUAGUGCAAGCUGUGUAAAUGUUGCUUUGAAAGUUCUAUUGUGGAUCAAAGCCUUCAGCUGGUAGAUGUGAUCAGGAAGCAGAGACUGGCCAUGAAGGUUAGGUGUCCAAAACACACUCCUGCAUUUUAAGAGUAUCUUCAGCUGCAGAUUUAUUCAAUCUGGAGCAGAAAUGAGCAUUUGAGAUGUGCCUUUAUUCUGGCAGCAGUCUUUCAUUUAAAUUUGCGUAUGUGAAGGUGUAUACAGAUGCGGAUGUGUGGGGUGGAGGUGAUGGAAAAUUGUGAUGCUGUAUAAUUUCCACAACAAUAAAAUAAUUUUAUUGGUA
Pomacea canaliculata is the source of this 5161-nucleotide messenger RNA. RefSeq lists its product as uncharacterized. The transcript is spliced from 24 exons. The record is from RefSeq and is a predicted model, not a curated record. The coding region runs from base 168 to 2420 and encodes 750 amino acids. Lineage: Eukaryota; Metazoa; Mollusca; Gastropoda; Architaenioglossa; Ampullariidae.